UCGUAUGCGGGAAGCCACAGGUGCCUGUAGAUCUCUCUCUCUCUCUCUCUCUCUCUCUCUCUCUCUCUCUCUCUCUCUCUCUACAUGCAAAAUUUUAAUUUGGGGUAUAAAUUUGUGGGGGAGGAGGGAUUGAUGAUUAUGGGUACUUGAGAAUCGAUUUUGUAAUUUGGAUCAAAUUUAUGGGGAAGAAUCGCUAUCUGGGUUGGGGAACUUACCCGUCAUGUCCACCUACCCCAUAACUUUCGGUAUAUCACGGUUUCUGUCUUCGUGGCGCAAAUCUGUGUGUUGCCUUUCGCCUUGACUCGAAGACUCGAAGAUCCGAUUGUGGUUUUGAUUGAAGCUGAAGGUAAUUUUGACGAGAGUUUUAGGAUUUGACUCUCGGAUUUUUAGUUUUUUCUAUGUGUGUGGAGGAUAUUCUGAUGACAUGAACUGGUUUCGUCUUCCAGAAGAUUGGGUAUGGGCUGCAAAAGGGUUUAUAAAUAUGGAUAAUUGUUGAAUGAAUUUGCUUCACAAUCGUUGUUGAUCUUGUGAGGGUUUUGGGGCUUUGUUUGUCGUUUAUAGAUAGCGCCUUAUGGGUUUCGGUCUUUUGAAUGAAAAUCAAUGGAUUCCGCGUGGGAGUGAUUGGCGACUGACAGAUUAGAGUCGGUUUCUCGUUUAUUUAUUCCUUUCCUCACAGGGAAAGAAAGAAAGAAAUAAAUAAAUAGAACCGUGUUAUUUAUGUUCUUUCUGCGGAGCAGUUUGGGUGGGGUGUUGCCGCUUUGAAGUCGUGGGAAAUUUGGGUUCUGAGCCCUGCUUCCUUCUAUUGAUUUUUGUGACCGAGAGGGUUGGGGGAGUUGUCUUCAUAGGUUAGAGGAUUUUUGUAAUUGAGCGUAGAAUUGUGGGGUAAAGGUGUUCAGCACAUAAUUAUGGAUUCAAGGUUUUCAGUUGGCAGCUUCAGGAAAUAUAGCCCACUGCCAUAUUGAGGACUGGGGACUGAGGAUUGGUUUGCAAAGAAAACUCAUAUUGGGCAUUCAUUAGGAAAAUCAAGAGCUCCGUUAAUGCGAUUGGGUACUUAUUUCAUGAGCGUUCUUCUGUUGAACUUUGAACUCCUGGGGGUUGGAUUAGGGCAGGGGCAACUGUCUGUGAAAUUGCUCAGGUUUAUUGCAAUUGGAAUUUGAUGUGUUUUUUCCGUAAUCAUUUUUCUCCCUUUUUGGCAAAUUGGUUUGGUUUGCCAUCUGGUGGUUAGCUGUAUAGGUAAUCUCUCAAAUUGUUGAGUUUGAGACCAAAUCUACACUUAUUAGAUCAGAUCAUUGUUUGCUGGGAUUUGGUUGUUAGAGUGGCCAAUGAGCAUUUCAGUAUGAGGGGCAGGAGGACUCUUUGUCGAUGGAUGCCCCUGACAAAACAUUAUCUGAGCUAGUUGGCAUCUUGAAAUCCUGGCUCCCUUGGCGGUCUGAGCCGGCUAAUGUGUCAAGGGACUUUUGGAUGCCCGAUCAGAGCUGCAGGGUAUGCUACGAUUGUGAUUCUCAGUUCACAAUAUUUAAUCGUAGGCACCAUUGUCGACUCUGCGGCCGAGUUUUCUGUGCCAAGUGUACUGCAAACUCCAUUCCUCCCCCAUCUAGUGAGCCUAGGACGCCCCGUGAAGAGUGGGAAAAGAUCCGGGUUUGUAACUAUUGUUUCAAGCAAUGGGAGCAAGGUGUAACUACUCUUGAUAAUGGGAUCCAGGGUCCCCACCUGGAUCUCAGUGCUUCACCAUCAAUUGCAAGUUUGGCCAGCACUAAAUCUAGUGGUACAGCUAAUAGUAGCAGUAUUACUCUUGGUUCGAUGCCAUUCUCGGUUGGACCGUAUCAACGAGUUUCUUACGGUUCUGGUCUCAGCCCACGUCAAUCACCAGUGAUGGAAACAGGCAAAGAGGAGCAAGGUACAGUUGCAUCAGGAAGGAGCAGCCAUCCUGUUCCAGAAAUAGGGGAUCCAUCCUCCAACCAAUUUGGAUUUUGCAUGAACAGAUUCAGGAGUGACGACGACGAUGAUGGAUAUGAUGUUUAUCGGUCAGACUCUGAAACAAGGCAUUUUCCUCAGGACAAUGACUACUAUGGUCAUGUUGAGUUUGAUGAAAAUGACAAUGACUAUGGAUCACAUAAGGUGCAUCCUGAUGGAGAAACGAAUGACGCAAAGAGUUUGAGUAGCUCUCCAUUACACCAUAGCUUUGAUUCACAGAAUUUGGAAGGAAUUCAACAGCUUGGCAAAAAAGAUGAACAUUAUAUUGCUGAUGAGGAAGCAUCUUCCUCCCUUUAUGCCAGAGAGGAUGUCAACGCCGAACCUGUGGAUUUUGAGAACAAUGGAAUUCUCUGGCUUCCCCCUGAACCAGAAGAUGAAGAAGAUGAGAAGGAAGCUGUUCUGUUUGAUGAUGAUGAUGAGGGUGAUGCUGUGGGAGAGUGGGGAUAUUUACGCACUUCCAGCAGUUUUGGAAGUGGAGAGUAUCGCAAUAGAGACAAGUCUAGUGAGGAGCAUAAGAAGGCUAUGAAGAAUGUAGUUGAUGGGCAUUUCAGGGCUUUGGUUUCUCAGCUAUUGCAGGUUGAGAACCUUCCUGUAGGCGAAGAAGAUGACAAUGAGGGUUGGUUGGAGAUAAUUACAUCACUGUCCUGGGAGGCUGCUACACUUUUAAAGCCAGAUACAAGCAAAGGUGGGGGAAUGGACCCGGGUGGAUAUGUGAAAGUAAAAUGCAUAGCUUCUGGACGGCGCUGUGAAAGCAUGGUGGUCAAAGGAGUUGUUUGUAAGAAAAAUGUGGCGCAUCGGCGUAUGACGUCAAAAAUAGAGAAACCUCGAUUGCUGAUCCUUGGUGGAGCACUUGAGUACCAGCGGGUUUCAAAUCACUUAUCAAGUUUUGAUACCCUGUUACAGCAGGAAAUGGAUCAUUUAAAGAUGGCAGUUGCAAAAAUAGAUGUGCACCGUCCUGAUGUCCUUUUGGUGGAGAAAUCAGUUUCUCGGUUUGCACAAGAGUAUCUCCUUGCAAAAGACAUAUCACUUGUUCUCAAAAUUAAAAGGCCACUUUUAGAGCGCAUAGCCCGCUGCACAGGUGCUCAAAUAGUUCCUUCCAUUGAUCAUCUCUCCCCGCAAAAGUUGGGGUAUUGUGACAUAUUCCAUGUGGAGAGGUUUUUGGAAGAGCAUGGGUCUGCUGGGCAGGGUGGAAAAAAAUUGGUGAAGACAUUGAUGUAUUUUGAAGGCUGCCCAAAGCCCUUGGGUUGUACUAUCUUACUCAGAGGUGCCAGUGGGGAUGAUUUAAAGAAAGUGAAGCAUGUUGUCCAAUAUGGUGUUUUUGCAGCUUAUCACUUGGCUUUGGAGACAUCGUUUCUUGCUGAUGAAGGAGCCUCUCUGCCUGAAUUCCCAUUAAAUUCUCCAAUAACAGUAGCACUUCCAGAUAAAGCAUCAAGCAUUGAUAGGUCAAUCUCAACAAUACCUGGUUUUGCCAUCCCUGCUAAUGACAAGUCUCAGGGUUCUCAACCUGCUGAUGAACCACAGGGGUCCUAUAGUGUCCCCAGUUCAGAUCUAGCCACUUCGAUCAGUGCUUCCUUACACAAAAUGGAAGUCGCUCAUCCACCUUGUUUUCCUGGUGGUCCUGGCUCUCAGCAUGGGCCGUCCACUUUGAGUUUUGUUAACUCUGUUUCUUCCUCCUAUAUUCCUUCAGGGAUAGUUGCUUCCGAUUCUUACCAUAAUGUGCCUUGUUCUGGUGAAAAGAAUAAUGCUCUAGGUUCAAAGGAAUCUUUGGAGGCUGAAACUGCAGCCAAUUAUGGUGAAACUGGCAUUGGUGAUCAUCUCACUGCUAAUGGUUUUGGGCCUUCGGAGGCAUUGAGACCAAGAGCCAUGGCUGGUAAUGCCCAAAAUGAUUACAAUACAAUGGCUGCAAAUUCACUAGGUACUUCUGAUUUAUCAUCCUUGCAACCAAAUGGUAAAAGUAUAGGGGAGCCAGGCUCUUCCAAAGAAGAGUUUCCUCCAUCACCUUCCGACCAUCAGAGCAUCUUGGUUUCCUUAUCAUCCCGGUGUGUGUGGAAGGGCACUGUCUGUGAAAGGUCCCAUCUCUUUCGGAUUAAAUAUUAUGGUAAUUUUGAUAAACCUUUGGGGCGGUUUUUACGAGAUCAUUUAUUCGACCAGAGUUACCGAUGUCGUUCGUGUGAGAUGCCCUCAGAAGCACAUGUUCAUUGUUAUACUCAUCGACAAGGAACCCUCACAAUUUCUGUUAAAAAGUUACCAGAAUUUCUCUUGCCUGGUGAAAGGGAAGGAAAGAUCUGGAUGUGGCAUAGAUGCUUGCGGUGUCCACGAACUAAUGGUUUUCCUCCAGCAACUCGGAGAAUUGUGAUGUCUGAUGCUGCUUGGGGUUUAUCUUUUGGGAAAUUUUUGGAGCUUAGUUUUUCGAACCAUGCAGCUGCGAGUAGGGUGGCAAGUUGUGGCCACUCCUUACACAGAGACUGUCUUCGAUUCUAUGGGUUUGGGAACAUGGUUGCGUGCUUCCAUUAUGCUUCAAUUGAUGUUCAUUCGGUCUACCUUCCACCCCCCAAACUUGAUUUCAAAUAUGAAAAUCAGGAAUGGGUGCAAAAGGAAAUUAGCGAGGUGGUUGAUCGAGCAGAACUUCUAUUUUCUGAGGUACUAAAUGCCCUUUGUCAGAUUGAAGAGAAAAAGAAUGCUGCUGGACCACUUAAGAGUGGCACAAAACCAUCUGAAUCAAGACGCCAAAUUGCAGAAUUGGAAGGGAUGCUACAAAAGGAGAAAGCCGAAUUUGAGAGAAUUUUGAGCAAGGAUGUGAAAAAGGGCCAGCCUGUUGAUGAUAUUCUUGAGAUUAAUCGACUGCGGAGGCAGUUAGUUAUCCAAUCAUAUAUGUGGGACCACUGCCUGAUUUAUGCAGCUAGUUCAGACAAUAGCAGAUUCCAUGAUGAUCAGAGCAGCUCCAAAUCAGAACACGAGGAGAAAAUUUUGGCUGCUAAUGAGAAUGCCAUUGAGACAAACAUUCCCAUUAAGCCAGGGAAAGGCUUUGGUAGUUGUGAGUCUCUUCUUGUGGAUGCAAAGCUCAAUGAAAGAUAUAAUCAGGGAGGAGGAAUGAACAGCCAUGCUGACCAACCUGGCAUAUUCCAUCAAGGAACAGAUGAGGGCCAAGAUCCAAAUAAUGAGAAGGAGCAGCCAAAUCUUUCUUCUAGUGUUAACAUGCCUGACCAAUCUGAACCUCUGGGGUCUGGGGUAACUGUUCGUAGGGCUUUCUCUGAGGGGCAGUUCCCUGUUAUGGCAAAUUUAUCCGACACUCUUGAUGCAGCAUGGACGGGUGAAAAUCACCCCGGGAUUGGAAUACAUAAGGAUAACAACUGUGCAUUUCCUGAUUCAUCUAUGGCAGAUUUUGCAACCACUGCAGCAGUGGCAGAAAGGUUGGAUUCUGAGGACCAUGCAGAAGACCAGAAUGGGUCAAAGACAGCCCAUUCUCUUUCACCCAUGUUAUCCAUCAAGGGCCCUGACAAUAUGGAAGACUCUGUAAGCUGGCUAGGAAUGCCUUUUGUAAAUUUCUACCGUUCUUUAAAUAAGAACAUUUUAGGUAAUGCUCAGAAGCUUAAUACUUUUGGUGAAUAUAAUCCUGUCUAUGUCUCAUCAUUUCGGGAUUUGGAACUCCAUGGUGGGGCUAGGCUGCUUCUGCCUGUUGGUGUCAAUGACACUGUCAUUCCAGUCUAUGAUGAUGAGCCCACAAGUAUUAUAGCCUAUGCACUGGUUUCGCCAGAAUAUCAUAUUCAAAUGUCUGAUGAGUUGGAAAGACCCAGAGACAGUGGGGAAUCUAUGGCUUCAUUACCAUUGUAUGAUUCAUUGAAUUUUCAAAUGCUGCAUUCCUUUGAUGAAUCAACCUCUGAAUCUUUUAGGAGUUUUGGGUCUACAGAUGACAGCAUCUUGUCCAUGCCGGGUUCUCGUAGUUCGUUGGGUUUGGACCCACUUUCAUAUACAAAAGCUUUGCAUGCCAGGGUUUUUUUUGCGGAUGACGGCCCACUUGGUAAGGCGAAAUAUACUGUGCUAUGCUACUAUGCAAAGCGGUUUGAAGCCUUAAGGAGGAUUUGUUGCCCUUCUGAGCUGGAUUUUGUGAGAUCACUUAGCCGUUGUAAGAAAUGGGGGGCUCAGGGUGGCAAGAGCAAUGUCUUCUUUGCUAAAACUUUGGAUGAUCGUUUUAUCAUCAAACAGGUUACAAAGACAGAGUUAGAAUCAUUUAUAAAGUUUGCUCCUGGAUAUUUCAAGUAUCUGUCCGAAUCAAUUAGCAGCGGAUGUCCUACCUGCCUGGCAAAGAUUCUAGGGAUUUAUCAGGUUACAUCAAAGCAUCUUAAAGGAGGAAAGGAAUCAAGGAUGGAUGUUCUGGUUAUGGAAAAUCUUCUGUUUGGAAGAAAUGUGACGCGGCUCUAUGAUCUCAAAGGAUCAGCUCGGUCACGUUACAACCCAGAUUCUAGUGGGAGCAACAAAGUUUUGUUGGAUCAGAAUCUGAUUGAAGCCAUGCCCACUUCUCCUAUUUUCGUGGGAAACAAGGCAAAGAGGUUGUUAGAAAGAGCUGUAUGGAAUGAUACGUCUUUUCUGGCAGCAAUCGAUGUAAUGGAUUAUUCAUUGUUGGUUGGGGUGGAUGAAGAGAAGCACGAGCUCGUUCUGGGUAUCAUUGAUUUUAUGAGGCAGUAUACAUGGGACAAGCAUCUUGAAACAUGGGUGAAGGCUUCGGGCAUCCUUGGUGGGCUGAAAAACUCGUCCCCCACUGUAAUCUCACCCAAGCAAUACAAGAAAAGAUUCAGGAAAGCCAUGACUACCUAUUUUUUGAUGGUUCCAGAUCAAUGGUCUCCUCCAAAUCUUAUUCCAAGUAAAUCCCAGUCUGAUCUGUGCGAGGAAAAUGCACAAGGUGGGACUGCAGUUGAGUGAUGCUGCAAUCCUUUAUGCUUGUACAUUUGAAUGUGUAUUUUUGCGAGCGUCCCACAUCAAUUUUUCCUCCACAUGUUUCUUUUUUUCUUUUUGUUUUUUGUGUUUUUGAUUUUUAAUAUUUCAAUUCUUUUGAGUAGCAGUUUCAUUUUGUAUUGUUAAAAAAAGAAAAAAAUCAAUUAUUAUUUGUUAGAAGAUGCAGGAACAAGGCUUCUUGAAAGCCAGAAAAUUCACCGUCAAGGGUAGAAUUAACCUCUCCAUGAAGGCUUUGUACAAAGUAUUUUCUCAUGUAUUAAUCUUUGCAAUAUGUAUAUGUAUUCCAUUCUCAUUCUUAAUGUGAUAUUUAAGAUGAAAAUUUAUUACA
Malania oleifera is the source of this 7252-nucleotide messenger RNA. Its product is annotated as 1-phosphatidylinositol-3-phosphate 5-kinase FAB1B. The coding region runs from base 1363 to 6891 and encodes 1842 amino acids. Gene Ontology annotation, biological process: phosphatidylinositol phosphate biosynthetic process. Gene Ontology annotation, molecular function: metal ion binding; 1-phosphatidylinositol-3-phosphate 5-kinase activity; ATP binding. Lineage: Eukaryota; Viridiplantae; Streptophyta; Magnoliopsida; Santalales; Ximeniaceae. The transcript is spliced from 11 exons. Gene Ontology annotation, cellular component: endosome membrane. The record is from RefSeq and is a predicted model, not a curated record.